AGUAGUGAAGGGGCACUGAGCUGCUGGUGUCAGAGGCUCAGGGAGCUGGCAGCAUGGAGCACUUUCUGCAGGGCUGUAAGGCUGCCUUACAGGAGAAGCAUGAAUCUCUGGACUUCCACAUAGUUCUGGGCAAUGAAGCCUGUGAUUUGGACUCAAUGGUGUCUGCGAUGACCCUGGCUUACUUUCUAGCGAAGACCUCAUCAAGCAAAAACCUGGUGCACAUUCCGGUUCUCAAUAUCCCCCGGGAAGACUUCCCUCUGAGGACAGAGAGCACCUUCUUUCUGAAGGAGAACGGAAUUUCACAGGAGAUCCUGACCUUUAGGGAUGAGAUCGACAUUCCGAGUCUGUAUGAGUCCGGUCAGCUUAUGCUCACCCUGGUGGAUCACAAUGUUUUACCCAGUGCUGACUCUUUCAUGGAGGAUGUAGUGACAGAGGUUAUCGAUCACCGUGCUCUGGAGAGAAGAGCUUCAAUGAAUUGUGAGGUCACCUCUGAACUGGUGGGGUCCUGCACGACCCUGAUAGCAGAAAAGAUCAUCCGGGCCGCCCCAAAUAUCUUGGACAGACAGCUGGCAUCUUUGUUACGUGGAACGAUUGUUCUUGAUUGCGUUAACAUGACACCUGCGGCUGGUAAAGUGACCCCAAAAGACAGUGAACUUGUCACAACGCUGGAAUCCAUGUUCCCCAGUCUUCCAUUAAGGACUGAAGUGUUUGAUUCACUACAGAUAGCCAAGUUUGACGUGUCAGGUCUGACCACAGAACAGAUGCUGAGAAAAGACAUGAAAGCCAUAACGAGCCGUGACCUCCUCCUCGCCAUCAGCUCCAUCUACAUUAGCCUGGAGGAUUUUGUGCACAGGGCCAACCUGGAGUCUGACCUACGAGCAUUUUGCCAGAGGCACGGUUACAACGUUUUAAUAGCCAUGGCUAUAACUUUCAAUAGUGACAAUGAACCCACAAGACAGAUAGCCGUGUACAGUCAGCGGGAAGAGCUCCGAGCGUCGGUAUGUACAGCUUUGGAGGAAGCCGCAAACCCCUCUCUUAAACUAUCCCUAAUUCCAUCUGAUCCUUGUAAGACCAUUGUCUCUUACCACCAAGGCAACGCCAUCGCGUCUCGGAAAAAAGUCCUGCCGAUUCUCAAAGAUUUUCUCAGGAAGAGAGACUUCGGGAACAGAGCAUCUCAACUCAUGCAGUCGAUUCAAGAUACCGAAAAGCCAAAAGCCCGUUUUGGCUUUGGAGAACAAGCGACCGACGAAGGCUUGGAUGACAAUGACUUCACCGGGGAACCUGGAGACCGCUCGAACACUCCUGAUGUUGACGUUGGAGAGGACUUCAGGGGCAAAGGAUCGAAUUCUGGCUUCAAGAAACAAUCAGAUGAUGGAGCAGAAGAGGAGAACUCCUUCCCGCCAACACCCAUGAACAGUCUUGUAGAAGGGUGCCCCUUGGACAGAGGACUUCCUAAAUUUACAGCAGAAGCAAUACUGGAAAGAUUCAGCCGGAUCACUGCGGUAGAUUCUGAAGUCAAAUCAUCCGGAGGGUCCAAGUGACUUGGUGCCAACGAUGCCUGGAUAUGAAGGAACUGAAUAUCAUAAUAAGAGGAGGGGGCUUUUUCAACAGUUUUCUGUAAUACUUCAGGGUGCAAUCUUUGGUAAAAUUAACAGUAUCGCUCCCAGCAUGCGUUUCAGAAUAGAUACCCAAACGUUUGUUCUCCUUCUGCCAUGGAUUACAAUGUUUAAAUUGCUCAUUUUAGAGGCUAUGUGAGGAUUAUAGGAAUUGUAGUCCUUGGCAAGUGGAACUUCCUUUUAUCUAUGGCAGCCGAUGUAGGCUACUAAUUACACCAUGUAUAUCAAAUAAAUUAAUACUCAUGAUGUUAUUUAUUAUGCAUGCAAGGGAGGAAACCCACGGAGUAAUUAAACUAAGAUGAUCACAUAGACAAUUUAGCAAGAAAAAAAAAUGUAAAUUGUAAAAACAGAAAUAAUUAUUUAGAAUUUCUAAUUAUCAAAAUUUUAUACUACCGUGGUUUUCAUGGGAAAUUAGUACUUUUUUUACAAGUUUUUUUUUUUAAUAUAGAAUGGCUUGAGUUAUUUUAAUUCACUCAAAACUAAGGCUUAAUGUUGAGGUUAUACUCACUGCAAGUGUCCGUGCCCUGUUAAAAAUAAACUCUUAUUUGCAUUUUUUUUUUCUUUCAUUAAAACUGGUUUAUCGGUCCAUAA
Spea bombifrons (plains spadefoot toad) is the source of this 2207-nucleotide messenger RNA. It is a transcript of the gene PRUNE1, whose product is annotated as prune exopolyphosphatase 1. The record is from RefSeq and is a predicted model, not a curated record. Gene Ontology annotation, molecular function: exopolyphosphatase activity. Bases 54 to 1541 code for a protein of 495 amino acids. The transcript has 8 exons. Gene Ontology annotation, cellular component: cytoplasm. Lineage: Eukaryota; Metazoa; Chordata; Amphibia; Anura; Pelobatidae.